Messenger RNA from Periconia digitata, 638 nucleotides. NCBI's taxonomy places the organism in Eukaryota, Fungi, Ascomycota, Dothideomycetes, Pleosporales, Periconiaceae. The record is from the annotation of a GenBank genome assembly.
UCUACAAUCAUCUUCCUUCCAAUCUCUGCUGCUCAACCUCAUUGAUCAACAUGCCUUUGCAUCUCCCAAAUUUCUCUGUCAACGUUAAUGUGCAGCAUGGUGGGCAACCGCAGCAAUUCGCACAACCUCCAUACCAACAACAGGGCUACGCACAAGCUCCUCCACAACACCAAGCCGGCCCUUUUGACGAAAGAACAUGGUACCGCCUCAAAAACCUACAGCAUCCCCACAAGUCCCUCGAUGUGAUCAACGACAACGAGAUAAAUUCCACCGGUCUUCUACAACUCGCGCAAGAUGCCGAUGUAUCUGGUCAGCACUGGCAGAUCAAGGCCAUGACCGAUGGAACAUACAUUCUGCGCACCAUGUUUCUUGGGCCGUCCCGACACCUUGAUGUCUAUGGCGACAAAACCAAGACUCCCGUGCUGCAGCCUGCGGGCAACUACUCGGGUCAAAAAUGGAUCAUAGCGCCCUGGGGUGACGGCACAUGGCAUCUAUCCAACACAUACUCGGGAUCUGACGUGUAUCUGGACUCGAAGAAGCAUGACACUAAGGUGAAAUUAAAGGGCGCGGAGGGGGGAAGGGCGACGCAGAGGUGGUCGAUUAUACCAAUCUGUGGUGUCACUGAAGAUGAGUUUUAG